Molecule: messenger RNA, 1186 nt
Organism: Pieris napi
Lineage: Eukaryota; Metazoa; Arthropoda; Insecta; Lepidoptera; Pieridae
Product: protein PBDC1
Exons: 3
Coding region: 139-630 (163 amino acids)
Cellular component (GO): cytoplasm
Source: RefSeq, a predicted model, not a curated record
CCUUUUAAAAAUUGAAAUAUAUUAAGCGUAUAAAAAAUAUAUGUAUCUAUUUCCAGAUUGUUAUUAAUUGAGAUAACAUAUUCUAUUACUAUUUUAACGGGUGUCACAACGAUAGUUUUAAAUAACUUGUAUAUUAGAAUGGAUGUUCUGACGAGACCAGCAGAGGAAUUCGGUAACGAUGAAACCCUAGAACAUUUAUGGGCAGCUAGAGCUAUGGAACACAGCGAUAUUUAUUUUAAUGUUUUAUGUUCAGUAGAUACGCGAUGGCUAAAAUUGACCCCACACGAUGAUCUUAUUUAUACACACUUUCGGCAAGAUUUUCCAGAUUUAGAUGUUGCUUACAUUAAGGAGAAUGAAAUCAAAAAUAACGUUAAUAAAGCCAAGUGGAGAGCAUACUGUGAAAAGUUUAAAACUAUUGUUGAGGACUACAGUUUUGGUACAUUGAUGAGAGCUGACACAAAUGGUGAUUACUCUGAAUCAAACACAAUUUUAGUUCCACGGGUCCAAUUUUAUGCUAUAGAAAUAGCAAGAAAUCGUGAAGGGUUGAACAAUGAAGUUAAAAAACUAUUUAAGUGUGCAUCCAAAGCUAAUAUGGAGGAACGAAAUCAUCAAACUGAAAUAAUGGCAUAGAUAUUAAAGUCUUCGGGAGACAUAAUUAUAACACAGCCAUCCCUAAGGCAGAAGGAACUAUGGACCUGCCAUUUUUGAUUUAUAAACUUGGAAAAUUGAUUUUAUUGUAACAGACAUUAAAUACAAAUAUGUUAAUCAAAUGUAGCAAUAUAAAUAUUCCUUAAAAUAUAUUAGUCCAAAACUUUCCUAUAACCUGCAGUAUAAUUAUAUCUAACAUAAUAUAGGUAGUAGGAAAGAUACUGUUACUUCACUGCUACUACCUGAAUAUUUCUCGGUAGUUGAGUUCUAAAUAUUUUAUAUGAACUUUCAGAUCUUAAUAAAAUGUUGUAAUUUAAGGAAUGUAUUAGUGAACUAUGUAAGUUCAUGUUUUAUAAUUGUAACAUGUUUAAUGUGAAUUUGAUAUGCAUAUCUUCACCAACAAAAAUCUGGAAGGUUUGAUUUGUUCUAUGUAUACUUGCCUUAACUUCACUAAUGGAUGGUAAAGGAUACAAAAAUGAAUGAGGUGCUCAAUUACUCAUACAUUUUUAUGAUUUUUUUAAAUAAAUUUUGUAUAGCA